UUCGGCUGAAGCUCAAUCUAAAAUCAAAAUUACAACGAUAACUAUCGCCUGUUGAUCUUGUAUACUCUCUUAAAUUUAAAAGUUACUUCUUUUAGCACUAGAUCCUUUAAUUGUUUUUAUUUUUUUUAGUUUUCGAUUAUUAUUAAGUUUCAAGGUACAUUUGUAGAAUCUUCUUGCAAUGACUAAUAGUGACACCCUUGUGGUUUACUUCUUUGUAGUGGCCACUGUGGGUCUAGUGAUAUCGGUGAUCUGCGUGAAGGUUCCCCGAGUGCGAUUGUUUGCGGCGAAGCUGUACAAGAUCUAUGCGGAGUACACACCCGUGAUUUACUUGAGCGAGGAUCGAUUGACACCCGUUUCCAGGCGGCGACUGGCCCUCGUGGCCAGGAAGACCCUCGUGGUGGACAUGGACGAGACCCUGAUCACGUCGUGGAGCACAAGACAUGGCAGGAGGCGCAGGAAGAUGCCAACUGUGCCCCACGACUUCGAGUUCUACCUGCCGGAAACGAGGUCCGUGCACCUCGUCUACAAGCGUCCCUACGUGGACCAGUUCCUGGACCACGUGUCCAAGUGGUACGACCUGACCGUCUACACCGCCGGAGCCGAGUGCUACGCCUCGCCCAUCCUGGACUUCCUGGACAGGGGCAGGGGCAUCCUGAAGAAGCGCCUCUAUCGGGACAACUGCCUGGACGUGGCCGGUCUGCGGGCCAAGUACGUCUCGCUGGUCUCCCCGAACCUGUCCAGCGUCCUGCUCCUGGACGACUCGUGCGUGGAGUGCAGCUUCAACGCGGGCAACUCGGUGCACAUCAAGUCCUUUCGGGUCGGCAAGCGGGACCAGGCGCUCCUCGACCUGCUGCCCUUCCUGGACGCCCUGCGCUUCACCAGGGAUGUGCGGUCGGUCCUCCAGCGCUGCACCCGCUUCGACUGCCUCACCACCAAUCUGCUCAGUGUCACCGAGCGGAGAUCCUCGUCAGCUUCUUAGGUUUCUGUUUCCGUUUCGGUUUCGGUUUCGGUUUCUGUUUCAGUUGCAGUUGUGUUAAAAUUAAAAGCAUUAUUUGCUGGCUUA
Drosophila ficusphila is the source of this 1063-nucleotide messenger RNA. RefSeq names its product CTD nuclear envelope phosphatase 1 homolog. The coding region runs from base 179 to 979 and encodes 266 amino acids. Lineage: Eukaryota; Metazoa; Arthropoda; Insecta; Diptera; Drosophilidae. The record is from RefSeq and is a predicted model, not a curated record. The transcript is spliced from 2 exons. Gene Ontology annotation, molecular function: protein serine/threonine phosphatase activity.